This is a messenger RNA of Adineta steineri, 1157 nucleotides long. The record is from the annotation of a GenBank genome assembly. Lineage: Eukaryota; Metazoa; Rotifera; Eurotatoria; Adinetida; Adinetidae.
AAUUCAAAAUACUGGACGUAGUAGCAGACGAAAACAAUUGGCGCCUCGUUCUCGACUUGUUCGUCAAUGUGAUCUCUGUGAUUUUUCUUCAUCAACAAUAAACGAAUUUAAAAAUCAUAUGAAAUUCGAACACGGACAGGACGAAGUUUUUUUAUGUGAUACAUGUCGAUAUUAUUCAUUAUCAUCAUAUGAUUUUCAUGUACAUCUUAAUUCUCAUCACAAUGAAUCAUCUAAAAAUAAUCAUCAAUCACCAUCACCACCACCGAAAUUAAAUCUUUCAUUACAACAACCUUCAAAUGUCGAAUUUGAAGGUGAUUUAGAAGGAGUUGAUGAUGAUGUUGAACAUCAACUUAAUAUUGAAGAUUCAAAAGAACAAAAUACAACAAUAUUUGAUAAUGAUGAACAAAGUUCUGAUGAUGAACAAGUAAGAGAAAAAAAACGAAAUUUUUUAAAUAUUCGCUUAUUCGUCAAAAUAAAGUUAUCAGUUUUUAUCGAAAGAGGGCGCACGUUCUCGGCAUCACAUUAGAAAAAAAAAUGAGAAAUCAAAUUUUUCAAUAAAAAUUGCACAAGUUUUGAGAUAGAAUAUCAUCACCAAUAUUCUGUGAUUUUUCUUUUAAAAUAAAUUACAUGAGUUUAAAUCGAAAUAAUAGUCUAUAUUUGAAUAACUAUACAUAAAUAACCAAGCCAGUGGCGGAUCUAGGAUUUUGGAAGAUACGGGCGUUUCCGUAUAGGGGGAGGGGCGAUUUCAGCUAAGAAUUAUUUUUUGAGCCCAAUCGAAGUAGUGUGAACCUACUUUUGCUGUAAAAAAUCAAAAAAAAUUCUGAACGGGCGGGAGGCGACCGCACCCGUCGCCCACCCCUAAAUCCGCCCAAGCGAUAUAUAUCUACUAUGAUUUAUUUUUCGUGUCCUAUAAUGAUAUUUUUCAUUAAUCGAUUAUAAUAAAUAGUCUUAUCUAUCAAACGAUGACCUAGUACUAAGAAAUAAAUAAUGAUCUACUUUUAUAAAGUUAAUUUUAAACGUAUGUUCUUAUACAGUAGUUUCAGACAUAAGACAUUUAUAUUCAUUUAUAUUGAUAGACAUAUGGAUAAAAUAAAAAUUUGUUCAUUUUCUUUUAACUUCUGUUACCAAAAAUCGGAUAUUAAAUUUCUAUCUUAACU